Molecule: messenger RNA, 1566 nt
Organism: Anopheles coustani
Lineage: Eukaryota; Metazoa; Arthropoda; Insecta; Diptera; Culicidae
Product: homeobox protein B-H1-like
Exons: 3
Coding region: 1-1566 (521 amino acids)
Biological process (GO): regulation of transcription by RNA polymerase II
Cellular component (GO): nucleus
Molecular function (GO): DNA-binding transcription factor activity, RNA polymerase II-specific; RNA polymerase II transcription regulatory region sequence-specific DNA binding
Source: RefSeq, a predicted model, not a curated record
AUGACGGUCCCGGUGCAGCGCAACUCGAUGGCGAUCCUGCAGCCGCCCCGGUCGCGGUUCAUGAUCACGGACAUCCUGGCCGGCAACGGUGGCCCCGAGCCCCCGCCCUCCAACACCACCAACCCGACCGGUCCCCCGCCCGCCACCGGCGACACGGGCGGCGGCCGGGACGGCGGCCAGCAGCUGGCGAACGGGCUGAACGGGGCGGGUGGCCGCGCCGCCGGCACCAACACCGCCGCCAUCGCCGGAAGCGCCAACACCAACGGCAGCAGCACCAACGGCAGCGAGGGCCGCACACCGAGCCCGCCCGGACCGAGCGAUCUCAGCCUGCCGCUUCCGGAUCACGGCCACGGACACGGACACGGCCAUGGCCACGGCCACUCGCACGUCCCUUCCGGUGCGGGCCUGAUGCACCCGGGGGCGGGGCCGAUGGCGUUGCACGCUGCAGCCGCCGCCGCAGCCGCCGCCGCUGCUGCCGCCGCCGCCGCCAACGCCGGCCAUCCCGGGCCCCAUCAUCCACACAAUCAACAUCACAACCCGCACCAACAGCAACACCACCACCAUCACCAUCACCACGGGCUGGUCGGGGCACACGCGCUCGUCGGGCACGGGCUGGGGAUGGACGAGCACGAGCACGAACCGGACAGUGACAGCGAUGACAGCUGCCCGAUGGACAACUCUAGCGUGUGCAGCAACGGUGGCAAAGACGACGACAGCAACAGCCUCAAGAACGGGCUCGGGCUGAGCGGUACGCCGGGUCUCAGCAAAAAGCAGCGCAAGGCGCGAACCGCGUUCACCGACCACCAGCUGCAGACGCUCGAGAAGAGCUUCGAGCGGCAGAAGUAUCUCAGCGUCCAGGACCGGAUGGAGCUGGCGAACAAGCUCGGACUGAGCGACACGCAAGUGAAAACCUGGUACCAGAACCGAAGAACCAAGUGGAAACGACAAACAGCCGUCGGGUUGGAGUUGCUAGCUGAGGCGGGCAAUUAUGCAGCCUUCCAGCGGUUGUACGGUGGACCUCCGUACAUCGGUGGCUGGCCGUACCCGACCCAGUCCGGACCGCCCGGAACACCCCAGAGUGCGGUUGAUGCGUACUACCGGCAUGCGGCCGCCGCCGCAGCACUCCAGAAACCCCUGCCCUACCGGAUCUACCCGGGCGUACCAGGCCUCGGCGCUCUCAACACGAUUCCAGGUCCGAGCGGUCCGUUCCCUCACCUGUCGGCCUCCAGCUCACUGUCGACGCUCAGCAGCUACUACCAGGCGAGCAGUGCGCAGCAGGCGGCGGCAGCAGCCCAGCAACAUCAGGCUCCCGGUGCUGGCCCGGGUGUUCCGGGGCGCGACGGAAGCACCCCGGUUGGGGGCGGAGUAGGUGGUAGCGGGGGUACCGGUGAGGGUGCCCUUACAGCAGGCCAUGGGAAUUCUUUCGGCGGCGGUAGCAGCAACAAUAGUCUAAGUAGUCAAGCGCGACGGACUCCCAGUCCGACGCUGAACCCCGGCAGUCCACCCGGACGCGCUCUGAGCAACCCGCCCGACAGUGAGGACGAGGAUGAGAACAUUCAGGUCUGA